Molecule: messenger RNA, 351 nt
Organism: Nicotiana tabacum (common tobacco)
Lineage: Eukaryota; Viridiplantae; Streptophyta; Magnoliopsida; Solanales; Solanaceae
Source: RefSeq, a predicted model, not a curated record
AUGUGUAUUGAUUAUCGCCAGUUGAAUAAGGUUACAGUGAAGAACAGGUAUCCAUUGCUAUGCAUUGAUGACCUAUCUGAUCAGCUACAGGGUGCGAGAGUGUUCUCCAAGAUUGAGUUGCAUUCAGGCUAUCAUCAGUUGAAGAUUCAGGAGCCAAAUAUCCCGAAGACUGCCUUCAGGACUUGGUAUGGUCAUUACGAGUUCCUUGUGAUGUCAUUUGGGCUGACCAAAGCCCCAGCAACAUUCAUGCACUUGAUUAACAAUGUAUUCCGGCCCUAUCUUGACUCAUUCGUCAUUGUGUUUAUUGACGACAUUAUGGUGUACUCCCGAAACUGGGAGGAUCAUGAGUAG